CUUCUUUCCUUGCUUUUCUUUUUUCUCUAACCAAUGUUGACCACGGCAAUGCCAGCAACAACGUUUCAGCAGCAGCAGCAAAGCAGCAAUCAUCAUCGCUCGUCAUCGACAUAUUUGCCUCCACGCGCUCCUGUCGUUAAGCGCAUGGUGACAGUACAGGAUGUCUCUAUUCAAGAAGAGCCUAUGCAAGGCUUAUUGAUUAUUCAAAGCGAUAGUGAGAAUGAUGAUGAUGAUGACGAUGACAGCUAUUCCAUGAGAACAUCACCAUCACCACCGGCCACACCAGCGACAACCGAAGAAUCGUAUGAUACCAUAUCAAAUCAAGACGCUGAUGAUCCGCCACCAACACAAGCACCAGGCAUUGAUGAUGAUCCUACUACGAUCGUCAAGAGCAGAAAACCUUUGCCUCAAAUUCCUUCUUCUUUUGAUCUUCAACAAGAAGGAGAGUUGCUGCUUGUUUCUACACAUUUGGAGACGAUUCAAGAGUCACUGGAUAGUACCAUUGAAGACGACGACGACGCCAUGUCCCGUAGUUAUCAGAUUCCAUCUGUCAUGCAGCAGGAAGAUCAUCGCGUGCAGGAAGAAAAGACAAGUGUAGAGCCAGAUUUACCUUUGCUCACUCCUCCUAGUGCUUAUAACUUGGGUUCCAUUCAGAAUGAAGAUCAACAACAACAACAACAACAGCCCCUUACGGAUAGCAACAACGCUGAUACCGAUGCCUCGAACCAUGAACAACAUAUGCAUCAGCAGCCGACUAGAUCUCUUGCAACCUUGGUUGCCCGGCCGUUGAUGUCGAAAGCACCGAGUGUGGAAUCAUUGUCAGCAGUGGGGGCUCAAAAACCAUUUGAGCCGUUUACUACUACUUUUGCUACUAAGGUCCCGGCUACCACUGCCAUGAUGGCCAGCAGUCAUCAGAUGCAAUCGCCACAUACGCCAGAAGAAAGCAAGCCAGCAACUAUAUGGUCCGUAGACACAGUCUUACACACUAACGACAACGAUAAUGACAAUGACGAUGUGGACGACAAACUUUCUCAGGCAACCUCGACUAUUUCGUCAAUGAAUGACGGUGCAUCAGCCUUAUUUGGAUUGCGAAGACGCGUAUCCAAAGAAGAAUUGCCUGAUCAACCACAACAACAGCAAACUUUGACUGUUCAAACUACAGUGACCGCACUUGCCUCAUCAUCAGCAUCUUUAUGCAGCCGCUGCAGCUCAUCCGUCGGCAGUGGACCUUCAUCUGCAACAUCCAUCAUCUCGAAUCAAGAACAACAGCUGCGUGCGCUUGCUCAACCACGACUCGCUCGACCUGCAUCUGUGAUGUCCUUUUCUCCGCGCCCUAGUAGCAUGUAUGGCGGAGGUGGCGGCAACAACAACGAUAGCCCAACAAACUACCAUCAUCAGCAACCAUUGUCCUUGAACCACCACCACCAACAACAACAACCGCCAUUUCCAUUCGCAUCUCGUGCUGCUGCUACUCCAGUAACAGGAGAACAAGAACAACAACAGCAACAACAAACUCAAGUGCUUCCAGCAGCACCCAUGCCGCAGUCGACGAGUAGUAGCACGUCCUCUUUGCUGCACAAGUCGCAGUCAUCGCCACAACUGUCGGAUCCCCUGGUACCUGUCCCCUGCAGCAAAUCAAAACUCAGUAUUGCCUCCUUCAGCCUGACACAUAACAAGGAUGCCAUCAAAACAUACAGACGAAUGGCAUCCAAAACGAACAACAAGGCGAUCCAGAUGACCUAUGCCCAAUACUUGCUCGAUGUGGCCCGACUCUACAGCACAAGCAAUAGCAGCAAUAAGAACACUCAUGAAAAUUAUAAAACACGCGAAACGCUGCUUUCGGAAGCAGGCUAUUGGAUUGAACGUUUAGCUAAAGCAGGUCAUCCAGAAGCGCUUUAUUUGAAGGGCAAGUGGCAUUGGCAUCCAGAGCAAGAGGAAUGUGCUGAAGCAUAUCGAUCUAAACCACAGCCGCUCAAGGCUUACAAGUGCUUCCAAGCUGCUGCAAAGACUGGGUCGGUGGAUGCGUAUUAUGAACUAGCUCGUUAUCAAAAGACACAUGGUGAAUAUUCGCGGGCAGUUUCUUGUUAUCAAAAGGCUGCAACCAAAGGUCACACACUCGCUACCUAUAAAAUGGCCAAGAUUUUGUUACGUGGGCAACUGCAGCAAAAGCGAAACAUCAGAUCGGGUUUGGAAUAUUUGAAGAAGGCAGCGGAUGCAUCCGGUCCUGAAAGCGCUGAACCAGCAUACGUUCUAAGCUGUGUCUAUUCAGAUGAGCUAGAACGCAUUGGUAUCGCUCGAGACUCGCAAAUGUCACGCAAAGAUAUACCUUUGGCUAUGCAUUAUUUACAAAAGGCAACGCAAGCUGGAUUACCAAUGGCCGUACACCAAAUGGGCAAUGUGCACGAAUAUGGGCUAUUGGGCCAACCACAAGACCCAUGGCAAGGUUUUGCUUGUUACACACGCGCUGCUGAAGAUGGAUACGAAGGAGCCAUGCUGGACUUGUCAAGGUUAUAUGCACAAGGUAUCCCGGGCUAUUUAAUGCCACAGCAUCAAGUCGCAUUCAAAUGGUGUCAUCGGGCCGCUUCGAAAGGAUUAGAACAAGCCGAAUAUGUAUUAGGAACUUAUUAUGAAGAUGGUAUCGGCACAGCACCCGACUACAAUCGUGGUCUGGAGUGGUUCAGCAAGGCUGCAUCCAAGGGGUAUGCACCUGCUGCUGAAAAACUCAAUUUGCCCAAGAAUGCAUUUCCCGCCCAGCCUCAACAGCAGCAGCACCGACAACACAUAUUGCAGGAGGACCCAGAAGAAGACAAGACGCUAUCGCGGUUAACGUCUUUACGUAGAAAGGCGACCUUUGAGCUGGUCCAUCAAACUGCAGCAGUAACAACAGCAAGAGCCGCAGAACAUGCUGUGCUAAAUGUUCGCAAUAAUGGUAGAGUUGGUAGCGAUAGCAAUGCUGCUGCUUCCAAUCCCUCCCAAGCGAACUGUUUUGUCAUGUAGACAGUAUAUACUUUCGCUUUGUUUUUAUAUAAUAACUAUAUCAUAUCCUCCGUAUAUAUAACCAUACAUAAUCUUUUUAUUCAUAACAUUCUUCCCUUCUCUCUCCACCCCCACCCCACCCUUUCAGUCACUGUUAAUGUUGUUAAAUAUAUAUUUCUUUUAUUUAAUUCAGAUUUGGUGUAUAAACUUGAUCUUAAGAUACCUCGCUUUACCUGGCUAUCGAAUUGUAACACACCGUCACGGUUAAACAAACAAUACACCACUGCAUAUAUAAAGAAAUGGCAGAUUGUUUUUUUCAGAAUACAUGGUGGAAAAUGCAAAUUUUUUAAUAUUAUAACGAUAAUGAGAUUUUUUAAAUAUGAAUGAAUGAGAGAGAGAGAGAGAGAGAGAGAAAAGAACGAUUAUUUCUUCUUUGAUUUGGUAACCUUGCCGC
Zychaea mexicana is the source of this 3430-nucleotide messenger RNA. RefSeq lists its product as uncharacterized. The transcript has 4 exons. The record is from RefSeq and is a predicted model, not a curated record. Gene Ontology annotation, molecular function: protein binding. The coding region runs from base 34 to 2997 and encodes 987 amino acids. Lineage: Eukaryota; Fungi; Mucoromycota; Mucoromycetes; Mucorales; Lichtheimiaceae.